AUGGCAGCUUCUUGGUUUGCCCUGCGUGGCGGCCGACAGCUGGCCCUGCGGUCGCGUGUUCGUGUUGGUCCUUCUCCGGUCUCUCUGCGAACCGCGUCUGUUGCUCCAUUGAACAUUACUCGCCGAGCUCUGCACACAUCUCAACAUGCGACGACCUCGCCUAUUCGCCGUGGUGUGUAUACCAGCUCCGUGAACGCCCACGGUGAUCCUCACCCCGAGGAUAUCUUCCAGCCCCUCGACACUUUCCCCCGCCGUCACAUUGGCCCUUCUCCCGAGGCUGCCUCGGAGAUGUUGGCUGUUCUGGAUCCUCCUGCGGCCUCCCUUGAUGAAUUCGUCAAGCAGGUCCUUCCCGAGGAUAUCCUGUCCAAGAAGGAUCUCAAGGUUUCCGAGCCCCAUGCCGACAUUAACCUGUACCGAUCUCCCAUCCAGGGUGGUCUGGGUGAGACCGAUAUGCUCAAGUUGCUCGACACCUACCGCAAGCAGAUUGAUAUCUCUGGCAAGACUUACAUCGGUACUGGUUACUACCCCACCAUUGUGCCUCCUGUUAUUCUUCGCAACGUCCUCGAGAACCCGGCCUGGUACACCAGCUACACUCCUUACCAACCCGAGAUCUCCCAAGGUCGUCUCGAGUCUCUCCUGAACUUCCAGACUUUGACCGCGGAUCUCACUGGUCUCCCCUUCGCUAAUGCCUCCGUUCUCGACGAGGCUACUGCCGCCGCCGAGGCCAUGACCAUGUCCUUUGCCACCAUGCCCGCCUCCAAGCAGAAGAAGGCCGAAAAGUCCUACGUUGUGUCCCAUCUCUGCCACCCUCAGACCAUUGCCGUCAUGCAGUCCCGUGCCGAGGGAUUCGGAAUUAACCUCGUGGUUGGUGAUAUCAUGGCCAAUGACUUCCAGCUGGUCAAGGACCAGGGUGAUCACUUGAUCGGUGUUCUGGGCCAGUACCCCGAUACUGAGGGUGGUAUCAACGACUUCCAGUCUCUCAGUGAUUCCAUCCACACCCAGGGUGGUACUUUCAGCGUUGCUACCGAUCUCCUCGCCCUGACCGUCCUCAAGGCUCCCGGUGAGUUCGGUGCCGACAUUGCGUUUGGUAGUGCCCAGCGUUUGGGUGUCCCCAUGGGCUUCGGUGGUCCUCACGCCGCUUUCUUCGCCUGUGCCGACAAGUACAAGCGUAAGGUCCCUGGCCGUGUCGUCGGUGUCUCCAAGGACCGUCUGGGCAACCGUGCCCUUCGUCUGGCUCUGCAGACCCGUGAGCAGCACAUUCGUCGUGAGAAGGCUACUAGCAACAUUUGCACUGCCCAGGCCCUCCUCGCCAACAUGACCGCCAUGUACGCCAUCUACCACGGUCCCGUCGGUCUCAAGUCCAUCGCCCAGCGCAUCAUGUCCAUGACCUCUCUGCUCCGUGAGAAGCUCGUCGGUCUGGGCUACAACAUCCCGUCCCGCUCCAACGUCGAGGGUGGUGCCGUCUUCGACACUCUUGCCAUCGAGCUUGCCGAUGCCUCCGAGGCUGACGCUGUUUACGCUGCCGCUCUCAAGGCCAACAUCUUCCUCCGCCGUCUCGAUGGUAACAAGGUCGGUCUCUCCCUGGACGAGACGGUUGGCCGUGAUGAGGUCAAGGGAAUCCUGGAUGUCUUUGCCGCCUACAAGGGUGCUUCCCCCGUCGAGGUUGACGGCACUCUUGGUCUCGCUUCCGUCCCCGCCAGCCUGGAGCGUACCUCUGAGUUCAUGACCCACCCCGUCUUCAACACCCACCACUCGGAGACUGAGAUGCUCCGCUACAUCCGUCACCUCGAGUCCAAGGAUCUGUCCCUCGCUCACUCCAUGAUUCCCCUCGGAUCUUGCACCAUGAAGCUCAACGCUACCACGGAAAUGAUCCCAAUUUCCUGGCCCGAAUUCUCCCAGAUCCACCCUUUCAUGCCCGCCGCCCAGGCCAAGGGCUACAUCCAGAUGAUCGACGAUCUGGAGGCCCAGCUGGCUGAUAUCACCGGCAUGGCCGAGGUUACUGUCCAGCCCAACUCCGGUGCUCAGGGUGAGUUUGCCGGUCUGCGUGUCAUCAAGAAGUACCAGGAGGCUCAGGGUGAUGCCAAGCGCAACGUCUGCCUAAUCCCCGUCUCUGCCCACGGUACUAACCCUGCCUCUGCCGCCAUGGCCGGUAUGCGCGUUGUUACCAUCAAGUGUGACACCAAGACUGGUAACCUCGACCUUGCUGAUCUCAAGGCCAAGUGUGAGAAGCACAAGGACGAUCUCGCCGCCUUCAUGAUCACCUACCCCAGCACCUUCGGUGUCUUCGAGCCCGGUGCGAAGGAGGCCUGCCGCCUGGUCCACGAGUUCGGUGGCCAGGUCUACAUGGACGGUGCCAACAUGAACGCCCAGAUCGGUCUCUGCUCGCCCGGUGAGAUCGGCGCCGACGUGUGCCACCUGAACCUGCACAAGACCUUCUGUAUCCCCCACGGCGGUGGUGGUCCCGGUGUCGGCCCCAUCGGUGUGGCCGCCCACUUGGCUCCCUUCCUGCCCUCCCACCCGACCAGCGAAUACCUGCAGACCAAGCGCGGCAGCUCCUCCUCCCCGCCCAUCAGUGCCGCCCCCUGGGGUAGCGCCAGCAUCCUGCCCAUCACCUUCAACUACAUCAACAUGAUGGGCGACCGCGGCCUGACCCACGCCACCAAGAUCACCCUGCUGAACGCCAACUACAUCCUCUCCCGCCUGAAGCCUCACUACCCGAUCCUGUACACCAACGACCACGGCCGCUGCGCCCACGAGUUCAUCCUCGACGUCCGCGGCUUCAAGGAGACCUGCGGUAUCGAGGCUAUCGAUAUCGCCAAGCGUCUGCAGGACUAUGGCUUCCACGCCCCGACCAUGUCCUGGCCCGUGGCUAACACGCUCAUGAUCGAGCCCACCGAGUCCGAGAACAAGGCUGAGCUGGACCGCUUCUGCGAUGCACUGAUCUCGAUCCGUGCUGAGAUUGCCGAGGUCGAGGCUGGCAAGCAGCCUCGUGAGGGUAACGUGUUGAAGAACUCCCCCCACACCCAGCGUGAUCUGCUUUCCACUGAGUGGAGCCGUCCUUAUACUCGUGAGACGGCCGCGUACCCGCUGCCCUACCUGGUGGAGAAGAAGUUCUGGCCUACUGUUACCCGUGUUGAUGAUGCCUUCGGUGACCAGAACCUCUUCUGCACCUGCGGUCCUGUCGACGACACCGAAUAGAUAUAUGAUACCCACGUUGCGUUGUGAUUAAGAUUUAACUCUUUGGUCUGGUCUGGUCUAGAUAGACAGUCCUGGCCUUGCAUUUUUGCUAUUCGCGGAUUCCUUUAACUGGUUCCGCGCGGUGUUUUCCUUCUUGUGUAUACAUUCAACAUUUUUCAUUAUUCUUUUGGGCUUUAGCUUUUUUCGUGUAUCGCAUUAUGAUGAUGAUUUUUUUUGUGGUUGGGG
Molecule: messenger RNA, 3423 nt
Organism: Penicillium subrubescens
Lineage: Eukaryota; Fungi; Ascomycota; Eurotiomycetes; Eurotiales; Aspergillaceae
Product: glycine decarboxylase subunit P
Exons: 2
Coding region: 1-3198 (1065 amino acids)
Biological process (GO): glycine decarboxylation via glycine cleavage system
Cellular component (GO): mitochondrion; glycine cleavage complex
Molecular function (GO): pyridoxal phosphate binding; glycine dehydrogenase (decarboxylating) activity; glycine binding
Source: RefSeq, a predicted model, not a curated record